Messenger RNA from Pogona vitticeps (central bearded dragon), 2035 nucleotides. RefSeq names its product LTV1 ribosome biogenesis factor (gene LTV1). Gene Ontology annotation, biological process: ribosomal small subunit export from nucleus; ribosomal small subunit biogenesis. NCBI's taxonomy places the organism in Eukaryota, Metazoa, Chordata, Lepidosauria, Squamata, Agamidae. Gene Ontology annotation, cellular component: nucleus; cytosol; preribosome, small subunit precursor. The record is from RefSeq and is a predicted model, not a curated record.
GAUUCUUACCCUCUCACCUUCAAUAGUCACUUCCGGCCGGCGAGUAGGGAGAAGGCCUUGAAGCUUCUUUUCUUUUGCUGCAAAAGACUUGCUUUUGUUUUACUUUUCACAGCAGGUUGGUUUUCUUCCCCUUCGCAUUCCAUUUUCUCUUUCUUUCGAGCUGAGCUCCUGGGAACUGCACCUAGCGCGAAGGUUUUCCCGCUGCUCCCACCCUCACCUCAAUCAUCCCAAGAUGGUGGACGGCGAGGCACCAACGAGAGAAUAGCUAGAGCGACCACCUCUCCGGAGGAGGAAGUGCGGGAAGGAAGCAACGGGCACUGCCCGGAGUGGCGCCCGCGUGACGGUUUGUUCAGCUGGCUCCGGCCGCGUUUGGCGUGUCAGGUCUUCGCCUCCGCCGGGGUCUUCGCCGCCAUGCCACACAGACGGAAGAAGCCCUUCAUAGAGAAGAAAAAGGCUGUAACAUUUCAUUUAGUACACAGAAGCCAAAGGGAUCCUUUGACAGCUGAUGACACUGCACCACAGAGAGUUCUUUUGCCUGCACAGAAGGGAGAUGAAGAAAAAAGAAGAGAAGAACAGAGAAAAUAUGGAGUAUUCUUUGAUGAUGACUAUGACUACUUGCAACAUCUCAAAGAAGCUUCUGGACCUUCUGAGCUUAUUCCAUCAAACAUACCAAAUCGGCAAGGCAGGAUUUUAGUGACUGCAGACGGAGAGGUAGAAGAGGAAAUUCAGCAUAUUCCAGCCCCUACAAUUAACUUGCCCUCAUCAGUGUUUGCAUCAGAAUUUGAAGAGGACGUGGGACUUUUAAACAAAGCUGCUCCAAUUUCAGGUCCCAGGCUGGAUUUUGACCCUGAUAUUGUUGCAGCCCUUGACGAUGACUUCGAUUUUGACAAUCCAGAUAACCUUCUUGAAGACGACUUCAUUUUAAGGGCGAAUAAACCAGAAAGCAUAGAGCAUGGAAAAGAAGCUUGUUGGGAGUCUGAUACUGGAGAUGAAGAUGAAUGGGAGGAUAUGGAGGAAGAAGAGGAUGGAAAAGAUGUUGAGAGUGAUGAAGAGUAUGAUUCAGAGGGACCUUUGUCAGAUGAAAGUGAAAAUAGAGGAGAGAUGAAAGAAUUUCUUUUCAUGCAAGAGGAGACUAAGAGCCGUUUCACAGAAUACUCCAUGACUUCUUCUGUAAUGAGAAGGAAUGAACAACUGACCCUUUUGGAUGAGAGAUUUGAAAAGUUCUUUGAGCAAUUUGAUGAUGAUGAAAUUGGAGCAUUGGAUAAUGCUGAAUUAGAAGGUUUCAUUCAAAGUGACAGUACUCGGUUACAGGAAGUCUUGAAUGAGUACUACAGAGAGAAAGCCAAGAACUGUGUAAAACUCAAUGAACUUGAAAUCAAAGAAGAUUCAGAGCUGCUCCAAAAUGAAGAAGAUGAGAAAGAAGAAACUAUAACUUUAGUUAUUGAAGAACCUAAGGAAAAGUGGGACUGUGAAUCAAUUCUAAGUACCUAUUCAAACUUGUACAAUCACCCAAAAGUUAUUGAGGUUCCACAAAAGCCUAAACCAAUCAAAGUAUCUAAGAAGACAGGAAUCCCUCUGGAUGUCUUGCCUCAAAGAGGACCUACAGCCAAGCAAGCUGAACGUAUGCAAAUGAUUAAUGACUGUGAUCUGCCAAGAAUAUCCACACAACCCAGAUGUAAAGAUGAGAGUAAAGAGGACCGGAAGACUAGAAAGCAAGCUAUUAAAGAAGAACGAAAGGAACGCAGGAUAGAGAAGAAAGCAAACAAAUUGGCCUUCAAGCAAGAGAAGACAAGGCAAGAGAAAGAACUUCUCAACUUAAAACAGAAUAUUCAAGGACUAAAGUUAUCAUAAGAAGAGUUGUUUCACAUUGGGGACACUCAACAACUUUAUUUUUGCCUAUACAUUUGGAAAGGACACAAACAUUUAAAUUAGCAGCAGUGAUUGUCAAAAUGUGUAUCUAUUCAAUUAGAAGCCUCUGCUUAAAUGUAAAUUUUCAAUUAUACUUAAAUAAAACUACUGUAUCAUUUUUGUCAUA